AUGAGUUUACUCUCACACCUGGGCGUAAAUGGAAUCGACAACGUCCCUCUCACCAAUGGUAUAACAGCGCAUCCUACAGAAUGGGUUGUCCAGAAGUUUGGAGGUACAAGCGUGGGGAAAUUCGCCGUUGAUAUCGUGGAUCGUGUCAUAUAUCCUAGUACUCUAACCCAUAGAGUUGCUGUCGUCUGCUCAGCCAGAAGCAGCUCAUCCAAAGCGGACGGGACGACCAAUCGGUUACUUCGCGCCGCUCGCGAAGCAGGGGGAACUAUGAAAUCUACGUAUUAUGUUGCCCUCGUUGAUGCCGUCCGACAUGAACAUGUCCAAGUUGCUCAGGACCUUCUCCGAAACCCAGAACUAAAGGAACAAUUGAUUAAUGCAAUCGAAAAUGAAUGCACGCACACCCUCAAAAUCCUCGAAGCUGCUCAAACCCUUGGGGAAAUAACUGCAAAAUGUGUGGACAAAGUGAUAAGCACUGGAGAGAAGCUAAGUUGUCGCAUAAUGGCAGCUUUGCUGGAGGAUCACGGUGUUGAGUCGGAAUACAUCGAUCUAUCAGACGUGAUCUAUUUUGCGACAAGUACCCAGUCACUCGACCAGACGUUUUAUGACCGCCUGGUUGUCGCGCUGGCCGAAAAGAUUGAGGCAUGUGGAAGUAAAGUGCCCGUGAUCACAGGCUACUUUGGGCCAGUGCCUGGUGGCUUGCUGGACAAGAUCGGCCGAGGCUAUACUGACCUCUGCGCCGCGCUUGUCGCAGUGGGUAUCAACGCACAUGAGCUUCAGGUCUGGAAGGAGGUAGACGGUAUUUUCACAGCUGAUCCGCGAAAAGUACCCACGGCACGGCUUCUCCCGGCGAUUACACCCGCAGAAGCUGCAGAAUUGACAUUCUACGGUUCUGAGGUGAUCCACCCUUUCACUAUGGAGCAGGUCAUCCGCGCACGGAUCCCCAUCCGGAUAAAAAAUGUCAUGAAACCCAGGGGCAAGGGUACAGUGAUUUUCCCAGACCCCGCAGAACUAAACAAGACAGCACUAGGCCAUGAACCAAAGAUCUUCCGUACGCGGAGUCCCAGCAUACUUUCACAGGAUCAGCAGGGCCCGAAACGACCGACUGCAGUAACAGCCAAACACAAGAUCCUCGUCAUAAAUGUCCAUUCGAACAAGCGAUCAUUAUCUCAUGGGUUUUUCGCAGGAAUUUUUUCUGUGCUGGAUAAAUGGAGACUCUCAAUCGAUCUAAUAUCCACGAGCGAAGUGCACGUGUCCUUAGCGCUCCAUUCCGAACUGCCAUUACUGAACGGCGUUGGCCAGGACGAGUACCAGAUUAUCGACGAAGACCUAAGAGGCGCCAUCCAGGACCUCCGUCGGUAUGGUACGGUGGAUAUCAUUCCGCAGAUGGCGAUUUUAAGUCUCGUGGGACGGCAGAUGAAGAACAUGGUUGGCAUCGCGGGACGCAUGUUCUCGACGCUGGGGGAGCACAACGUCAACAUCGAGAUGAUUUCGCAGGGUAACUACCCUCUUCUCCACGAUAUUUGGGUUCUGGUACCACAUCUCCCUUUGUGGGCAUAG
Molecule: messenger RNA, 1557 nt
Organism: Histoplasma capsulatum G186AR
Lineage: Eukaryota; Fungi; Ascomycota; Eurotiomycetes; Onygenales; Ajellomycetaceae
Product: aspartokinase
Exons: 3
Coding region: 1-1557 (518 amino acids)
Biological process (GO): amino acid biosynthetic process
Molecular function (GO): aspartate kinase activity
Source: RefSeq, a predicted model, not a curated record